Anthostomella pinea is the source of this 1047-nucleotide messenger RNA. Lineage: Eukaryota; Fungi; Ascomycota; Sordariomycetes; Xylariales; Xylariaceae. The record is from the annotation of a GenBank genome assembly.
AUGGUCAAAUCCCGACAAUGGCUACUGGCGAAGAAGCCUACGGACAUGCCACAACUUGACGGACCGGACGCCACGUUCAAGCUCACAGAGAAAGACCUGCCUGAACCCAAGGACGGCGAGAUUGUCGUCAAGGCCGUGUAUCUCUCCAACGACCCAGCCCAACGCGGAUGGAUUUCUCCAGACAUCAACCCCGAACGCCUCUAUGUCCCACCCGUAAAGGAAGGCACACCCAUGCACGCGCGUGCCAUUUCUGAAGUCAUCGAAAGCAAGUCGUCGUCUUUCAAGAAAGGAGACUGGGUCUUCUCUUCGACUGGAUGGAGCGAAUAUGGAGUCGUCCCUGCAUCAUCGUGCCAACCUGCUCCUGAGUUGCCAGGAGGUAUGAGCCGGACCCACUACCUAGGUGCUCUCGGAGGAACAGGUAUGACAGCCUGGUUCGGUCUCACCGCCGUCGCCCAGAUCACCAAGGACGAUGUUGUCGUCAUCUCCGGUGCUGCAGGUGCUACAGGCAGCAUGUGUGUGCAGAUCGCCAAGAACAUCAUCGGCUGUAAGAAAGUCAUCGGAAUCGCUGGGACGGACGAGAAGUGCAAAUGGGUCGAGUCCCUCGGCGCCGACACGUGCCUGAACUACAAGAAAUCCAGCUUCGCGGACGACUUGACGAAAGCGACACCGGAAUUCGCAACCGUCUACUUCGACAACGUGGGCGGCGAGAUCCUAGACUUGAUGCUAACCCGUAUGGCGAAGCAUGGCCGUGUCGCUGCUUGCGGCGCCAUCUCCAACUACAACUCCUCCAAGGAACGUGCGACGGGAUUGAAGAACUGGUUCGAGAUCAUCAGUAUGCGCAUCCAGGUCCGCGGCUUUAUCGUCUUGGACUUCAUGGACAAGGUCCCAGAGGCGAGGGAAGUGUUCACGAAAGCGUUGCAGGAGGGCAAGCUGAAGGUGGAGGGUAGCGAGCACAUUGUUGAGUGUGGGUUUGAGGAUGUGCCAAAGACUUGGAUGCAUUUGUUCGACGGGACGAACCAAGGGAAGCUGAUUACUAAGUUGCAGUAG